GCACGAAACAGGAACCGUUAUGCAAAACAAGGAUAGUGUUAUUAGCACAGGCGGCGAGCAGCAUGAUCCUUUCGACCUCGAAUCCCAUAGCUUUUCCACUCGCCAUUCCUCUAAGGGGCCGGCGUUGAGGGUGGUGUUGCAGCUGGCGUUUCAGAGCAUGGGGAUUGUGUACGGAGACAUCGGAACGUCGCCCCUGUACGUCUUCUCCAGCACCUUCACCGACGGCGUCCGCCACCACGACGACAUUCUGGGGGUUCUCUCUCUCAUCUUUUACACUAUCACUCUCAUCCCUCUCUUCAAGUACGUCUUCGUCGUCCUUCGCGCCAACGACAACGGCGAUGGAGGGACAUUCGCUUUGUACUCUCUGAUAUGUCGUUAUGCUAAAGUGGGACUGCUCCCAAACCAGCAAGCAGAGGACGCGCAAGUGUCUAAUUAUCAGUUAGAGUUGCCAAGCAGUGAGAUGAAGAGGGCCUCUUGCCUCAAAUCCAAGCUAGAGAACAGCCACUCAGCCAAACUCUUCCUCUUGUUCGCCACCAUGCUUGGCACUUCCAUGGUCAUCGGCGACGGCGUCCUCACUCCCUGCAUCUCUGUUUUAUCUGCUGUGGGAGGGAUCAAGCAAGCUACACCUGCAAUGACAGACGAUAGGGUUGUUUGGAUAUCAAUAGUAAUUCUUGUGGGACUUUUCAUGGUUCAGAGGUUUGGAACUGACAAAGUUGGAUAUAGUUUUGCUCCCAUUAUCUGUUUGUGGUUCACUCUCAUUGGAGGCAUUGGUGUUUUCAACUUCAUCAAGUAUGACCCCACUGUCCUUAAAGCAAUAAAUCCGAAGUACAUAAUAGAUUACUUCACCAGAAACAAAAAAGAAGCUUGGAUUUCACUUGGUGGAGUUGUGCUAUCCAUAACAGGAACUGAAGCAAUGUUUGCUGAUGUUGGACAUUUCACAGUUCGUUCCAUACAGAUCAGUAUGUGUUCUUUGACCUACCCUGGUCUUAUACUAGCUUACACAGGCCAAGCCUCCUUUCUCCGCAAAAACAGCGAUCUUGUUUCAGAGACCUUCUAUAAGUCCAUUCCAGACCCUUUGUAUUGGCCAAUGUUUGUGAUAGCUGUUUUAGCAUCAAUCAUAGCUUCUCAGGCCAUGAUCUCCGGGACUUUCUCUAUAAUCCAACAAUCCCUCUCACUUGGGUGUUUCCCUCGUGUGAAGAUUGUUCACACAUCGGCCAAGUAUGAAGGACAAGUUUACAUCCCUGAGAUUAACUUCAUCCUCAUGUUAGCUUGUGUAGCAGUCACUGCAGCCUUCAAAACCACCACAAAAAUUGGCAAUGCCUAUGGGAUAGCAGUGGUGUUUGUAAUGGUUCUCACGUCGGCUUUUCUUGUAUUGAUCAUGAUUAUGAUAUGGAAGACCCACAUUCUUCUGGUUAUCAGCUAUGUCCUUAUCAUUGGCUCUGUGGAGCUUCUCUAUCUGAGCUCGGUGCUAUACAAAUUUGACCAGGGAGGGUAUCUCCCUCUGGCUUUUGCUGCAAUUCUAAUGACCGUCAUGUACGUUUGGAACGAAGUUUACAGAAGGAAGUACCACUACGAGCUAAAUCAUAAGAUGUCUAUGCAGAAACUAAAGGAGAUAGCAACCAACUCUGACAUCUGUCGGAUACCUGGUCUUGCCAUGUUCUAUUCUGAGCUUGUUCAAGGAAUCCCUCCUAUUUUCCAGCAUUACGUAGCAAAUGUGCCCGCUUUACACUCUGUUCUUGUCUUUGUGACCAUCAAGUCCCUACCCAUAAGCAAAGUCGCCAUGGACGACAGGUUUCUGUUCUGCAGGGUGGAACCUAAAGAACUCAACGUGUUUCGGUGCGUUGCGAGGUACGGGUACAACGAUGUGAGGAACGAGCAAGAGCCUUUCGAGAGAGUGUUGGUGGAGAAGCUGAAGGAAUUUAUGGCUAGAGAGUUCUGGAUGUCUCAGAAAAUGAUCCCAAGUGAUGAAACCGAGGACUGUGUCGACGAAGUUGAGGAAACAGAGCCAAUGGUUGAUGAACAGAGACGAAUGCAAGAGGGUAUUGAAGCAGAGAUAGAGACGAUAGAGAGGGCAACUAGGGAAGGGAUUGUCCACUUGAUUGGAGAAAACGAGGUGAUUGCCAGAAAAGGAGCAGGAAUGUGGGAUAGGGUUUUGAUAGAUUAUGCUUAUAACUUCUUGAAGAGGAACGUGAGACAGAGUGGGAAGGUGUUUGAUAUUCCUCACAAGCGCAUGGUCAAAGUGGGAAUGAAAUAUGAGCUUUAGAACUGUUAUAAGCUUUCUGUACAGGAAAAUAGAAUGCAAGACCAGGCUGAAUUCUCACA
This is a messenger RNA of Neltuma alba, 2322 nucleotides long. Its product is annotated as potassium transporter 5-like. Gene Ontology annotation, cellular component: membrane. The transcript has 8 exons. Gene Ontology annotation, biological process: potassium ion transmembrane transport. The coding region runs from base 20 to 2263 and encodes 747 amino acids. Lineage: Eukaryota; Viridiplantae; Streptophyta; Magnoliopsida; Fabales; Fabaceae. The record is from RefSeq and is a predicted model, not a curated record. Gene Ontology annotation, molecular function: potassium ion transmembrane transporter activity.